This is a messenger RNA of Ictalurus furcatus (blue catfish), 4294 nucleotides long. RefSeq lists its product as uncharacterized. Gene Ontology annotation, biological process: actomyosin contractile ring assembly; septin ring organization; mitotic cytokinesis. NCBI's taxonomy places the organism in Eukaryota, Metazoa, Chordata, Actinopteri, Siluriformes, Ictaluridae. Gene Ontology annotation, cellular component: actomyosin contractile ring. The record is from RefSeq and is a predicted model, not a curated record. The transcript is spliced from 23 exons. Bases 653 to 3337 code for a protein of 894 amino acids.
ACUCCUGCCAUUGGUUUAAAUUGAUUAUAUUAAUUUAUAGCUGUCAGAGUUUUGUGUUUGAUGCUUUUCAUUUAUUUAUUUUAAAAUAUUUUAAAGGCUCUUUGUCGUAAUUUCCGCGGAAACAGGAAGGCGGGGCGGGACAUAUCUAGUGGCUCCUCCCCCCUUUUAAAAUAGCCAAUCGCUCAACAGAGGCAACUUCAGCGAGGGGGAGGGACGCCUCAGAUUCUAGACAGCAUUUGAUUGGACAGAAAAUCUGAUGAGCCGCUAAAGUGCAGAUUGAUGUCAUUAACACUGUUGAUCCGUAUCGGUGGUAGAGAUAGAGCGUAAAUUUUGAACGCGUGUAUCUUCUAAAUGUGAAUUUUGUCGUUGUUAUAAAGCGGACUAACUUAUAGAUAACCUUAAGGUGAACAUAUUCGUACUAAAAGCCACAAAACCUGCGUUUUGAUGUCAUGGGGACUUUAAGUGUAUUUCUGGUGGCAGUGUUGUGAAUGACCAACAGGGGGCGUGUGUGUGUCUCUUCUCCCCUCCCAGCGCGGCCCCGCGUCACCGCCGUCACGCGCGCGGAAAUUCAAAAGUUCUUCCUUCAGUUUGAACGAAGCGCGUUCACGAGAAGCGGCCGUGUGUUAGUUCAGUCCUGUCACUGAGUAAGAGGAUGGAAAAGCAGACGGAGAAAACCCCAAAGAGGCAGAGAGACCCGCUGGAGGAGAACACCUCAACUUCUUUUGAGCUUGAGGCGGAAUUAAAGAGAAGGCGCUUGGCUCCAGGAGGAGUGGAGAAUCAUAACCCUGAGCAGCGAGCAGUGAGGUCUCCGGCCCGAUCACGGCGCGUAGAGUCGGAGGUGAAACCGGACACGCCCGCCGUUGCGUCAGUCCGACUAAGAGUUCAGCAACUCGCUCAGAGACGGGAUGGUGGGGCUGCACUGGUCCAGCGCUGUAUGUCAGACCCCGGGACAGAGAGUCCCUCCAGCACUUUACUGCGAGAUGUUUGUCACAUCGGUGAAGGAGAGUUUAGCUCUCGGUUGGAGCGCUUUAAAGCCCUGACCCCAGAGAGCAUCCCCGCCCCGGCCACGCCCAGCACACGCCAGCUCUCCAGCUUUGUCCACAACAUGCAGCAGCAGCUCAACACCGUCAUGACCCCCAGCUCCAAGGAGGCUUCCCGCAUACGCCAGGCUCGAGAGGAUGAGCUGAAGUCACUCAGGGUGCAGCCUCUCACAGAGAACAUGUGGCUCAAGAGGAGCUUCUCCGACCCUUCACUGGCUGAGGACGACUCCAACAUCAAUUUAAAAGAAUCCGAAUGCAGUUUAAACUUCAGUGGAGUGAACGAGAUGACGGGAGACAGUUUCAGUGCCACGUCUACCUUCACUGCGGAGAUACAACCUCCUGCUACAGCACUCUGUCCUUCAGAAUCGCUUCCUCAUGAGGGAAUGAGCACUUCUGCCUUAAUCGACACGAUGUUUGAAGACGUCUUGCAGGCCGCUGACAGAGAAGAGGAAGAAGAGAAAGAGGAGGAAGAGAAAGAGGAGGAGGAAGAGAAAGAGGAGGAAGAGCGAGAGGAGGAGGAAGAGAAAGAGGAGGAAGAGCGAGAGAAUGACAGCCGUGUCUCUGACGGCAGAGAGGAAGCCGACAUGGAGACUGCUGAAACUGAGCCGAGGUCGAGAUCUCCGAAUUCUAUCCUCGGAGGAGAUGAAGAAGCUUGUGACGGAGAACAGAAAGAGUGCGAGAACUGGAACAAAGAAGAGGAAGUAUCUGGAGAGAGAGAGGAGAGCGCAGUGUGUAACGAGGAAGACUUCCUGUCUCUCCCGCCGAGCUGCAUCCUCUCUCCACUCAGCAAGUAUGUGGAGGCCGUCGUCACGCCGAUGAGGUUGACGACCACUGCGCCUCCACCCAUGGUGCUGUGUGACUCUGCAGAGGAAGUGGCCACGCCCCCUGCUCCACCUCUGUACAGUAUUGAUGCGUACCGCUCUCAGAGAAAGAACCCUCCUCCGUCCUCUCAGAGUGUAACUCCUGGAGUUCAGAAACAGUGUGCUGAGAAAUCUCACCUCAAACCAGCCGUCAACACCAAGGAGACUAUAAAGGCUUUCAGUGACGAGGCAUCCGUGCUGCAGACCAUUAUUAACCAGACCAUACAGGCCCUGAGCUGCUGUAGUGAUGAAGAACAUGGCAAAGGAUCUCUGCAGGAGGCAGAAGCUGAGAAGCUCCUGCUCGUUUCCUGUGAGAAGCGUGCGGCCCUGCUGGCCGAGAUCGGGCGACUGAGAGAGGGAGGGGCAGGACGAGAGCCGGACUCCCGCGCUGACCGUCUGCAGCCGUGUAGAGGCACCGUCAGCAUCAACAACAUCCAGCUGCCCCUCAAGGUGGAGUUUUUGUGCUCCGCCCACACAGCUCGUCCUACUCACUACUUUUUCAUCCUGAUCCGUUACGGAGCGUGUAACAUCAUAGCCACGCCGCUGGCUACUGCUGCAGAUGCUGAGAACGGAGACACCAUCACCUUUCCCACCUCCAUCACACUGCAGGACAUCCGCUCUAACUUUGAGAUUGAUGUAGAAGUCUACAGCCUGUCCAACAGCGCAGCUAACAGCAGCAGUGCUAGUGUUCAACAGCACCGCACGUCCACCAGAUCAAAAGCAACACCAAGGAAGCUACUCAGCAGCAUUAAGAAAUCCAACCUGUGUUCCACUUCUGGAUCUUCAUCUGCUCUGGAUCCUCGGCGCUCCAGUAACUUCUCUUUAGUGGGUUCUCACAAGAUCACCCUCUCCUCCCUGGGGCAGAGCAAGUUCCUGCUGGACAAGAUGAAGUUUGAGGGCAAAAUCAGGCGACUCCUGGGAGAUGAGUUUCAGGAAAAGGUGCCCUUCCUGUCUCCCCUGGAGGGUCACAUCUACCUGCGUCUACACAGCGAGAGUCACUCCGACGUACAGCACCAAGGAUUUCUGACCAUGUUUGAGGAUGUGAGUGGAUUUGGAGCGUGGCAGCGCCUCUUCUUUAAGCUAGAAGGAGGUAUUCUCUAUUACUGGUACUACCCCAAUGAGAUGGGCAGCAAGCCAGCAGAGGGCAGCAUCUCUCUGUGUGGCUUUGACAGUGUGAGGCCUGUGGAGAGGGACUCCUGCGCUCGGCCUCACACCUUUGAACUGGUGAACUCUAGGACCCUGCAACAAGACCACAGCCGCACCCUGACCAAGAGCUGGUUCUCAGCAGACACUCGCGAGGAACGAGCGGACUGGAUGGAGAAGCUGAACCAGGUGCUGCUGGACCUCCACACGUGGAGCCGACGAGCUGCUGGAGGAGAGAGCGAUCAAGCCAAUACCUCGUCUAUCACGUCGACGUCACGUGAAAGCAUCCUGUAACACGUUAUUGAUGCACACACUGACACCAGAUACAUCUGUGAAAGCAAACGCGAAGGUAAUGUUCACACAGUGUGAAGGUUAAAACACACUGAGUCUGACAGACCGAGCACAGCUUAGAGCUGUGUGUGUGUGUGUGUGUGUGUGUAAUUAUACAUGUUUUAAACGUCACAGUAUAACAGUAAUAUCAGCACACUGAUUCACACUACAAAGCUCCAGGAUAAUUGACAUUUAUCUGAUAUUCUGGAUGAAAUCAGAUUUUUGUUCUCUCACGUUCUCCCUCUCUCUCUCUCUCUCUCUCUCUCUCUCUUUUGUUCUCUCUCUCUCUCUCUCUCUCUCUCGUUCUCUCUCUCUGAUCAGUCUUGGUGGAGGACCAUUUUCUCAGGUUUAAUGAAGAAGUGUUGAUAAGUACAUUAACGGUAUUGUGGGUCGUUUUCGCACCGUGUAGGUGUUUAUUAUCGGAUUUAUUUUGCGUAAGAUGGGAGACGUCUAAUCUUCUAAUCUUUACUAAAUCCUAUUAUUUCAUGAGAUUAUUCCAAUUCUUUAUUUUAUUUCUUUUCGUAACACAUCGUCACUGAUUACAGAUGGUAUUUAUCAGUGUUUAGAUUGUAUUAUGAGUUUUUUUUUUUCUUCAUACGCCUUAUAUUCUGUACUUAUAGCCCAUGUUCAGGAGACACGCUAACAUGGAGGGAGAGAUGAAGCCAUCACGACACUACAGAUUAAAAGAUUAAUUACAUUAAUGAUGGCUGUGGUGUUUGUGGAUUGUUGAGCUGCGGCUUGUUUUUGGAUUAAAAACUAAAUGAUAUAAAUGAUAUACUGGACUAUUAAUGAUCACGCAGUAUAGACGAGUGUAUUGUUUACUUCUGUUUCCUGUUUCUGUAUGUUAUUUCCUCCUGUCCACUGACUGUAUGUAAUACUCUGCUCCAGCUACUACAGAAUAAAUACGGCUGUGAAGACCUA